CAGGUCUCGUGCCGAUUUCCUUCUGCUUGUUCGCGAUUCUUUCUUGCUUCUUCACUCUUGUCGCGCCUUCCUCUGUACAAACCGACGUCCCUCGUGACUCACGCGCCUCGCGACCCCGCCAUUCAUUCGACUCGAUUCGACUUGACCGCAGCUUUUUCGCACGCACCGAUCGAGACUCUGCGCUUCUCUGCAUUCGAUUUUCACCGCCAACAACCUAUCUUGUCCAUUUUAUCGAAUCCGAUUCGGCGUUUCAGUCUCUUAAACAGCUCAAGGCGAAGCCAAUAGCAAUUGGAUAAACUGCAGACCAGUUAUCCGGCGCGGUACUCCAACUUUACGACCGAUCAACGAAGAGAUCGCGCUACGCGGUGGACGGUUUCUGCAGCACUAAAAUCUCUAUAACACCAUGUCGCCAAUGGAUAUCGACAUGAGCCGACGGAACAAGAGCCCCCGGCCCUUGACGGAUUCGGAGCGGGCUCGACUAGAAGAGUUUAUUGAUGCCAUUCGCUACUCAGAGAGAUAUCACGAUGACGAAUACGAGUAUCGCCAUGUCCAGCUACCGAAGUUGAUGCUCAAAGCAAUUCCCAAAGAAUACCACGAUUCUGCCAAGGGCACGUUAAAGCUUCUUUGGGAAGAAGAAUGGAGGGCUAUGGGAAUGACACAGAGUCUCGGCUGGGAGCACUACGAAGUCCAUGAGCCGGAGCCGCAUAUCCUUCUUUUCAAGCGCCCUCUCGACUAUCAACCUCCGCAGUGAGCCCAUGCGCGAACAGGCCGUUGCUCAAAUUGUAUACGAUAACCUCGAAUUUUUCGCGUCGACUCAUGAUGCAUGAAGAGUCCCUUUGUUUUAAUGUCCCAUUACGAUUUUUACGGUCUGCAUACUACAAUAAUGUUGGGUUAAUAAGCUAUGAGAUGGGUGAGCGCUGUUUCAUAACACUACCAACACUCACUCACACUCGCGUCAAUGUCUGCUGUGGCAAUCGGGAGCUGCACACUGGCUUUGGUUCCGAGUCUGGGCAGUGAACGGCACGUAGGUGCCUGUACCGAAAGUGCAGACGAAUGGCACUCAUCUACAAAAGUUUACAUGUCGUCCCAGACAGAUGCCUGCAGAUUGAAUGCAAGCCGGCCAAAUGAGUUGACGCUUAGGAAGAUGAUUAGUGCUGCAGGAAGGGCGCAUUAGGCGAUUGGUUAGCCUUGUGUAGAGGUAGCUGAAGAAAUUGAAGAAUGGUCUAAGGAAUAUAUACAUACAUACAUACUUAUAUGGAGAUAUUCUAGCAGUCAAACCACGGCCUAGUCAUAAGAGGCUUCUUGUUAAAGGGCUGGCUGCUUUGAGACGCAGUUUCUGAGCAUUGGGGUGGGAAAGCUUGUUCAGUGUCGCUGUACUAUUAAAUGCACAAUUCUCGCUUCAGUGGAGCAAUUC
Trichoderma atroviride IMI 206040 is the source of this 1414-nucleotide messenger RNA. RefSeq lists its product as uncharacterized. Gene Ontology annotation, molecular function: histone binding; cyclin-dependent protein serine/threonine kinase activator activity; protein kinase binding. Lineage: Eukaryota; Fungi; Ascomycota; Sordariomycetes; Hypocreales; Hypocreaceae. Gene Ontology annotation, biological process: regulation of mitotic cell cycle. The record is from RefSeq and is a predicted model, not a curated record. Gene Ontology annotation, cellular component: cyclin-dependent protein kinase holoenzyme complex; SCF ubiquitin ligase complex.